Molecule: messenger RNA, 1726 nt
Organism: Anas platyrhynchos (mallard)
Lineage: Eukaryota; Metazoa; Chordata; Aves; Anseriformes; Anatidae
Gene: MGMT
Product: O-6-methylguanine-DNA methyltransferase
Biological process (GO): DNA repair
Cellular component (GO): nucleoplasm
Molecular function (GO): methylated-DNA-[protein]-cysteine S-methyltransferase activity
Source: RefSeq, a predicted model, not a curated record
CUUUUCAAAAACGGAAUGCUUAUUGCAAAUCUUUGCAGAGAUAGAGAUCUUUCAUCUAGCAUGGCAUCGAGGCGUGUUCCAAAAGUAACUUCCAAAGAGGGAGCAUCUCAGUGCAAGGAGAAGCAUGCAGUUCUGCUUAGCCCCGUGGGAAAACUGGAGAUAUCUGGGUGUGAAACAGGCUUACAUGAAAUAAAACUUCCAAAAAUGAGUGUGCUGCCAAAUGGGGCAGAGGCGUCGGCGGGCUGCGAGGUGUGCGAAGGCGCGGAGGGGAUGACGGAGCCGCUGAAGCAGUGCACGGCCUGGCUGCACGCCUACUUCUGCGAGCCAGCAAGGACAGAGCAGCUGCCCGUGCCCCCCUUCCACCACCCCCUGCUCCAGCAAGAUUCGUUCACCAAGCAGGUUUUGUGGACCCUGCUGAGAGAUGUGAAAUUUGGAGAGGCCAUCUCUUACCAGAAAUUAGCAGACCUAGCGGGCAACAGCAGAGCUGCAAGAGCAGUGGGAGGAGCAAUGAGGAGCAAUCCUCGGUGCACGUCGAGGUGCUAUAGAGAGAAGAGGAAUUUGCUGAGGGAGCCGAGGCUCAGGAAGCUCGUUCAUCCCGAUUAUAAUACCGUGCCACAGGGUGAUUCGCAGCAGCGGGCAGACCGGCAACUACGGAGGAGGGAACCUCAUGAAAGAGUGGCUUUUGUCGCACGAGAAGCUCCAGAAAGAGAAGUUAGCAUAUUGAUGCGGCUCAGCCACAGCUGCUCGACUGCCAAGGCACACAGCCGCGGAUACUUGGCUUAUAACAAGCUCUCAGAGCACCCAGCAGAAUUCAGAAAAAUGCAGAAUGACUACAGCGGUCCAGGCCUGUUGUGCGUGUAUUUUGUUCCCAUCCCCAGUCCUGUUUUGUUCUAUUUUUAAUGUCCAUUAAAGCACGGGUAGGGGAGAGGGAGGGGCAUGGCAAAUGCGAGGUGCAAGCGGCCCUCUAAGGAAGCAUCUGGCUCGCCGAGGGGCCAGCCCGCGCCUCCCUGCUCCUGCCCCGCCUGGUGCGCUUGUCCCCCUGCCAGCCCUGGUGCCAGGACUCCCCUCCUCUCUUUGAUGUUUGCGCUGCUGAAAUGCUGUUUUACGUAAACACUGCUUAAUGGAGCACAUUGAGAUGCAGUCAAAAGGAAGCGGCUAUUGAAUCGCUUGUUCGCGGCUUUUCUUUUCGGAUCGUGAGAGAUGCUCAAGGCAGGAAUAAAAAUUUUGCUUUUGUGAAUGUCGCAAAAAGCAGGUGGAGCUGUAGGUGCUGGCAAGUUGUAUGGGAAUAUUUUAAAUAAGCAGUUAGCUGAGCGCAACCUGGACAAAAUAUUAAAAAGCUCAUCGUAGCUGCAUCUUCAUCAGCAGUGCCUUUCCUUAAGUGUUUGAAUUUCUCCUUAGAUUUUUGUAGUUCUCCAUUACAUGAAGCUUUAUUUCCUGUAGCCUCUCUGAAGAAAGGAUUCAAGAGAUGUUAAGGCUAAAUUUUGAGGUGGUUUAAAAAGGGUUCUCUGAAAGCGCGAGCCACCAGAAGCUGAAAUUUUCAGUAUGGGAAUCAUAAAUUCCAACAUGGAAAUACUGAUUUUUUUAUGUCUUUUAUCAUAUUUUCAUAGGCGUCUCUUUAGAAAUGCCAUUGCUAACCAAGAAAUUAUUGUGUUACAAUGCUUUAGUUAAUGUAGUAUUAUUGAUAUCUCAGAAUUACUUCAAUAAAAAAACUGCUUUGCAUGUACAA